Molecule: messenger RNA, 1869 nt
Organism: Aspergillus clavatus NRRL 1
Lineage: Eukaryota; Fungi; Ascomycota; Eurotiomycetes; Eurotiales; Aspergillaceae
Product: putative C6 transcription factor
Exons: 5
Coding region: 1-1869 (622 amino acids)
Biological process (GO): DNA-templated transcription
Cellular component (GO): nucleus
Molecular function (GO): DNA binding; zinc ion binding
Source: RefSeq, a predicted model, not a curated record
AUGGAACAUUGCAGUCCUGUGAGCCUUGUCGCAAAGCAAAAUUACGCUGCGACCAUGGGCGACCAUGCCUCGAGUCCUGGCUCAAACCGGGAGGGCAGUCGACUGCGUGUGACCCUGGAGCCUCCGUCGGCACUUCCUGGAUACCUUGGAUCAACCAGCUAUUCGGCUGUCCUGACCGAACAUCGCAGUGAUAUCCCGUAUGAGCUGGACAACAGUUCUGCCGCUGCUGCAUCUACUCGAUCUGUUGAUUCGGAUCGCUUACAGCUGGGGAUAGAGAUGCUCAAACUACUCUAUGAUCUUCCGAUCUGUGAUAUUAUGAUUCGAAAAUAUCACGUUCGAACGGUGGUCACGAUUGUGCCGAUUAUCAUUAUCGAAGCUAUUCUGCAAUCAUUUCGAAGGGUAUUCGAAACCUUUGAGGCUGAUGAUUUUGAAACCCAGUUUCAAGAUUUAGUCCAUCAGAUCUUCCAGAAUACCUCUCGUCCGCUGACCGUCCAUGGUUCAAUGACUGUUGAGCAGUAUUUCUCCUCGUUCACGGGGCGAAACUCGCGAUGGGAGGCUCUGGGGAAUAUCUUCGCGAUCACUGGAAUAGCAUUGAUGUCUACCCCAGAUAGUGAUCCUGACCUCAGUCAGGCAGCUCCUGAUAGUGAGGCGAAGGAACGACUCCGUGCUCAGAUCGUUGAAGCCAGCGGCAUAUGCCUUGGCUUCUGCGACCAGGCAUCUUCCGCCAAUGAACUUUUAGGGUUCUUUCAGUACAACGAUGUCAUGCUAAGGACACAGCAAUAUGGAGACUCGAGUUACCAGGCAUGGCGUCGACUCGGUGACUUGUCAGCUACGAUCUACGCUGCUGGACUUCAUCAAGAGAACGUUCAGGCCGACGACUGCCCAUACUUUCUGCGCCAAUGGCGAAGACUCUGUUUUGCUUCUGCAUUUUACGCGGAUAAAUCACUUGCCACUUUUGUGGGCCGACCGCCGCUGAUCAAUUAUCGAUACUGCACACUGACGCCUCCCUUGGAUGUCAGCCAUGAAAUACUGAUUGCCGGGGGAUCCACUUUAACACAAGCCAUUGCAGAAUUGGAUAAGGCCGGUUGGCAUGUCUACGGAAGCACGCAUGCGGUGACUCUCGUCCGCCUUCGAUUCCUGCUCGCUAUAUUUCGGGAGCAGGCCCUCGAGCUAGCGCUUGGCUUCAAUGAUCAGGAUGAUCUUGUACAGAAAUCCAAUCAACUUGUGGGAAAGACACGAACGACAUGGGACACCGCACCUAGUUACUUGCGCUAUGAUAUACGUACCGAGGGGGACGAUGGCGAUAUCUAUUGCUCAUAUUUUGCAUUGCUUCACACGUAUCUUGAUUACCUGUAUACCAUCUUUCUCAUUCAAAGGACGCUUGUUAAACGAACCAACACUGGGCAUGAGGCACUGUUCGACACGUCCCGAGAAGUACUAUCGAUCAUUGUGCGAAUCAAUACAGAGCGAAACUCGCAGAUGGAUAUGAGCCGGCACUACUCGUGGGUCGUUCUCUACUACGGACUGCCCAGUGCUAGCGUCUUGACGCUUGAGCUUCUUCGACAGAGCCAAGAGGUCGGGCCCCAUAGUAUUGUAUUGCCGCGGGCGGAGCUCAUCCGGAAUCUGAGCGUCUUCGUCUCGUGCCUGUCCUGGGUUGCCCGUCCUGGCCAGGGGAAUUACCAGACAUGCAAGGAGGUGGAGAAGAAGCUGUCUCACAUCCUCGAUCAAAUCCUCGACCCACAGCCGGUGCAGGCGGAGGUCUUCAACGACGUGACGUCAGGUCUGUUCAACUAUAUGGAUGGGUAUAAUCCCAACACCUGGGAUUUCAACUUCGAGUAUCUACCAUCAAGGGAUGGGUUCCCGGUCUGA